Coffea arabica (coffee) is the source of this 1986-nucleotide messenger RNA. Lineage: Eukaryota; Viridiplantae; Streptophyta; Magnoliopsida; Gentianales; Rubiaceae. The record is from RefSeq and is a predicted model, not a curated record.
AUGGUUUUCCUAGCGGUGGGGGCUGCCAGCAACAGUAAUAUUACUACGGAUCAAUCAGCGCUUCUUGCGCUUAGAGAUCGCAUGAUCGCUUCAUCAGAACCUCAAGAAAUCUUGGCAAAAAACUGGUCAGUCACCUCCUCCGUCUGUGAUUGGAUGGGUGUCACCUGCGGCCCUCGACACCGUCGGGUGACUGCCUUAAAUAUCUCAAACAUGAAACUUACUGGCGACUUACCUCCUCAACUUGGGAAUCUAUCUUUUCUAGUUUCCCUUGACCUCAGCAGCAACAAUUUCCAUGGAGAACUGCCUCGUGAGUUAGCUCACCUGCGGAGAUUAAGAUACCUCUAUCUUGGGAUCAACAAUCUUGGUGGAGAGCUUCCCUCCUGGUUUGGUUAUUUACACAAACUCCAACAGCUGACUCUAAGCAAUAAUAGCUUUUCGGGUUCUCUCCCGCCUUCCAUCUCUAACAUGUCAAAAUUGGAGAGUCUAUGGCUGACAGACAAUUCCAUUGAGGGGACCAUUCCAAUAGAAUUUCAGAAUCUUCAUAGUUUGAAAAUUUUGAUUAUUGAUAGGAAUCAGCUUUCGGGUCCUUUGCCUCUCCACACUUUCAAUAUUUCCUCAUUGCAAAUCAUUUCUCUAUUCCAAAACAGUCUAUCUGGCAUUCUUCCAGACACCAUCUGUCACGCCCUUCAUAAACUUACAUAUCUUGGUCUAGGAGGCAAUAAUUUGAUUGGCCAAAUACCUUCAACAUUGUCUGAGUGUUCCAUGCUCCAGACGCUUGCCUUGCCUCUGAACUAUUUAAGGGGACCCAUACCUAAGGCCAUUGGGAACUUGACAAUGCUCGAGACACUAGCCCUGGAGUCCAACAAUUUACGAGGUGCAACUCCAAAUGAGAUAUGGAAUCUAACUAUGUUGACGGGUUUAGAUUUUAGCAACAACAAAUUAACUGCAAUUUUCAAUAUUUCAUCUCUCCAAUAUAUUGCACUCGACCAGAACAAAUUCUCAGGAACAAUUCCUUUGACAACGGGCAAUAAGCUGAGCAAUCUGAAGUUUCUUUCUCUCGAACAGAAUCACUUGACUGGAAUUAUACCUACCUCCAUCUCAAAUGCUUCAAAGCUCGUUGCUUUGUCGCUUCAUGAUAAUGAGCUCACAGGUUCAAUCCCCAACUCUUUAGGAAGUCUAGGAAAGCUAGAAUUGCUAAACUUGGAUUUCAACAGGUUGUCAGGUGAAUCCUCAUCUCCAGAAUUAAGCUUUCUCACUUUCUUGACGGGUUGCAGAUCCUUGAAAUAUUUAGUAGUGGGAUACAAUCCUCUGAACGGUUUCCUUCCAGCUUCCUUCUCUAACCAUUCAACCUCUCUUGUGUAUUUUACUGUAAGCAAUUGUAAAAUCGAAGGAAACAUCCCCACUGGAAUCGGCAAUUUGAGCAGUUUACUGCAUCUAGAUUUUUCAGGUAAUGAAUUGGUUGGAUCUAUCCCCAAAAGUUUCAAUAGAUUGAAAAAUCUUCAGGUGUUCUACUUGGGCAUCAAUCAAAUAAGGGAUGUCUUGAAUAUUUUCUGUGAACUACAUAGCUUGGGGUUGUUACAGUUGAGCCAAAAUCAAUUUUUUGGUGGAAUUCCAGAAUGCUUAGGAAAUAUGUCAAAUUUGACUCAGAUUUUUUUGGACUCCAACAACUUGACUUCUAUGAUACCUGCCAACCUAUUGAGCAUGAAAAAUCUCCAAGUUCUCAACCUUUCAUCAAAUUUCUUGAGUGGUUCGCUACCUCUAGAGAUCGGGAACCUCAGAGCGGCAUACAAUUUGGAUUUCUCAAUUAAUCAAUUGUCAAACAUUAUUCCUACUACUAUUGGAGAGCUGCAAGCUUUACAGAAUCUUUCAUUGGCAAAAAAUAAUCUGCAGGGCUCUAUACCAAAAUCAGUUAGCAAUAUGGUAAGCUUGGAAUUCUUGGACCUUUCCCACAAUAAUCUCUCAGGUGUGAUACCCAAGUCAUGUUAG